AUGAGACGCUUCGCUGCACCUCUAAAAGUUUCCGCGUCUACAAAGUCGGAUGCCAACCCAAAUGCGACUUCCAAGGAGAAUAGCAACGCGAGCGCUGGAACAUCCGUAGCGUCGGCGUUGGGACCCUCCAAAGUCGAAGAAAUCACGUCUCCUCACGAGUUGACUGCCUAUGUCGAACAGCUCUUGAAUCAAAUCGAGGGUAAAUUUGAUGACAUGUCCUCUCAGAUUCUCGAAAGAAUGAACGCCAUGUCCACCCGGGUAGACGCAUUGGAAGCUUCGAUACAGGAUCUUAUCAAUGCCAGCGAUAAUCAGCAACCUGGUACCCCAGGUACACCCAGCGUGCGAUAG
Serendipita indica DSM 11827 is the source of this 348-nucleotide messenger RNA. The record is from the annotation of a GenBank genome assembly. NCBI's taxonomy places the organism in Eukaryota, Fungi, Basidiomycota, Agaricomycetes, Sebacinales, Serendipitaceae.